Molecule: messenger RNA, 1639 nt
Organism: Periconia digitata
Lineage: Eukaryota; Fungi; Ascomycota; Dothideomycetes; Pleosporales; Periconiaceae
Source: the annotation of a GenBank genome assembly
CCGGUAUGUAUUGUACAUUGUAUCUUCGGCUGUGCAAUAUGGCUGCUGCUCGUCCAAUCCACCCUAGAUGCCGGCAGCCAACCUCGUAUAUACUCGCCAUGGAUAAUGGGGCACAGCAAAAGCAAAGAAAACGGCCAAAGCGACCAAUUCCCCCUCCCGCAGCCCUCGUUGGGCGAACCCUAUUCGACCCGUGUGGUCAAGUCCAUGUAUGCCUCCAUGUGUGCGUUUCCCAUGUUCCAUGGCUAUGUGAGUAAUACUUCGUCCCAUGCUCCAUUGGCCCACUCGCCGUGGAUGAAUGCGCGACAGUCGCCUCCCCUCGUCUCAACCGAGAGUGGCUGGACGCCUUGGAUGGCCAUCAGCUUCUGGUCGCUCGUCUGCAUGCCCUGCUCGCGCGCACACUUGAAACCUCGCCCGAGUCUGUCCGUCGGCUGUCCGUCUGCCUGUCUGUCUGUGUGGAUUGAUUGAUUGAUUGAUCGAUGCUUCUCCUCCCCGCUGCUCACCGCCUUGUCCACCACCGGCACCCACAGCACUAUAUUAAGGCCGGCAGCUAGCCCUAUCCGGGAAUAGCCUCCCGGCCGUUGGUCCUUCCACGCUUCCCUACACAUGGGCUCAACUUACCUCACUCAUCAUCAUCAUCCUUCUUCCCAUACAUCUCGGCUUCGACUAUCAACCGCAGAUAUUGACAGGAGCAUUUUGUUUAGAUGCAUUCUUCCCAUCUACCACACGAGCAUGCAUGCACCCAUCUUUUUUUCUUCUUCCUUUUUUUUUCUAUUUUAGCUUUUUGUUCUCUCCUUGCUUACAUACUGCUCCUGCUCCCGCCACGUCAGUUCGCUUCAAAAAUUCGCUUACCAAUGCAGGAACCACAGUACGCGCAUUCGCAGUCUUCAUCAAUCGUGCUGCGCGCUAGAUAAAUAAAAGACGUGCCUGUUUGCCACUGACUUAUAUCUGUACGCGCCAAAGUCUGCCUGACUGGUUCUGGUCGUGCAAAAAUCUUACUCUCAAGAGUGGCUUUCUGCCCGUCAUCCCCGAUUUCUGUCCAACAAUAUACUACCACUGGUGCCCGUGCUGCCAUGCUGUCCACUGUCAUUUCAGGAGUGGAGCAGCAUAGAGAACUGCAUAUUGUAUGAGUGCUAGAAACCCUGACAUCGGUCAAGUUCCAUCACGAGCUGGCUCGACAGCGCCGAAGCGGACCCACGAGCCGACAUACAUGCAUACAACUGUGAAGCGAACCAAUUCCCGUCAUGAGGUGACACGUCCACGAAAAUUAUCAUCGUGUGCCAAGCGCUGCUCGCCGCCGUCCGGUGAGACAGAUUCGGUGCACAUUCAUCCGCACAACGUGCCGCAAACGGCAAGCUUAAACCCUGGACUCCGCAUCUCUCAAAAACCUGCAUCCAGAGGCACGACAUGUGGACCGUCCUUGAGGGCCUCCCCAACUGCCCAUGCAGGCAUACGAUGGAAUCAUCCCUCAAGCGCGUUAUCCCCUCGUCACUCAUUUCGUGGACAAGGUUGCACUUUGACUGACGUCAAACAACUGACUAUCUGGCUUCAGCAGGCAACAUGCCGUGGACAGCCAACUAGUUGCGUUGCUUUUUGGCUGGCAGCCCUUCACUCACCGAUGGGCUUGACAACACAUACAUGA